This is a messenger RNA of Myotis myotis, 6852 nucleotides long. RefSeq names its product zinc finger protein 264-like. NCBI's taxonomy places the organism in Eukaryota, Metazoa, Chordata, Mammalia, Chiroptera, Vespertilionidae. Gene Ontology annotation, biological process: regulation of immune system process; regulation of cytokine production; negative regulation of transcription by RNA polymerase II. Bases 1487 to 3139 code for a protein of 550 amino acids. Gene Ontology annotation, cellular component: nucleus. The record is from RefSeq and is a predicted model, not a curated record. The transcript has 3 exons. Gene Ontology annotation, molecular function: RNA polymerase II cis-regulatory region sequence-specific DNA binding; DNA-binding transcription repressor activity, RNA polymerase II-specific.
CCGGGACCCUUCAGUCCACAGGCCGACGACGCUCUAUCCACUGAGCCAAACCGGUUUUGGCCCCUUUCCUUUUAAACAGAAUCUUUUUGGGGGGUGGGUGGGAGUGGACGGGUUACCUCUCUGUCCCUGACCAUUUUUCUUUCUUUGAUUUGAAUGUUUGCCUGACAGGCUCCUGGCAGUCCCAAGUGGCCUCUGCUGUGUGUGGCGGCCCUGCUUUCUAGGGUGUCCCCAGCCCCUCAGAGGGGCAGGGCUUGCAUCUGGGGAGCAGUCAGUGUCUGACUGCUGGGCCUUAGGGAGGAGACAGGGUCAAUGCUGACGGGCAGCUGCACUCAAACUUGCCAAACUUACCGGCAGGGGGUAGACAAUCUCAAAUGAAUUGAGAAACCUCUUCAGUCUCAGGGGGAGUAGAAACAAGAUAUUUCUUGCUCUUUAUGUUUACUAGAGGCCCAGUGCAUGGAUUAGUGCACUGGUGGGGGCAUGGCCUGCAGGGAUCGGCCUGCUGUGGGAGCAGCCGCUCAUCCCAGUCAGCCGAGCGGCGCUCCCACUGUGGGAGCGCACUGACCACCGGGGGGAGCUCCUCAGUUGAGCCUCUUCCCCCUCGUGGUCAGUGCACAUCAUGGCGACUGGUAUCUGGUCAUUCCGCCCGUCGGUCGCUGAGCUUUUGUAUAUAAGAUGUUUUAUUAUACACAGAACCACCCGUCUCCAUGGAUGGGGUCCCUUAUACUUUGCUGGGUCAGGAACAAUCUCCAACAGCAGGAAGACAAGCAGCAGUGACAGGGUUUGCCCUUGAAACAGUUUAAGCCUCUUUUGUGCCUUGGCAUCUGAGGAGGAAGUGACACUUGCGCUGAGACCCAAAGAGUUAAGCAAGAAGGAGCAAGGUGCGGCGAGAACUGCUUCCGUGUAGAAGAGCUGACGCGGGCAAAGGCCCUGAGGUCACAGGGAGAAAACUCCUGCCAGAGCCGAGGGCGGUCUCCUCUUCAUCUUCCCUCUGCCCCUCCCCGAGCCCUGCUCUGAGCUGACACUAGACUCAAGUGAACAUUUGCUUGAUGACAGCGGGUGGGUCCCGGGCUGCGGUCAGGACCUGCCAGAGGAGCCUCCUGCGGGUUGGGGUGCGUCUCACCGACUUCUCUGUACGCAUCCCGUGUCUUUCUCCCCUGCAUCUGAGCUUGGCUGCAAGUGACAGACGCGCUCGGUCUUCACCCUCCAGGAAGUUACUGCCACACUGACAAGAAGCUCAGGGGUGGGGCGGGCGCCUGUCUCAGUGGGUGCCACCCCCCGGUCAGUGCCUUGGCUUCCUCCUCGGUCCUCAGGCAGUCACCCCACACAGUCCCAGGACGCUGCCGGACCAGCAGAGCAGAAUGAAACUCUCCCCGGAGUGGGGUGUCGGUCACCUGCUGCCUCAGACUAUUAGCCACUGGCAGGGUGCCCUGUUCCCAGACCGCAGCUGAUCUACCAGCCGGAGCCGGAGCCAGGGCGGGAGCUGUGGAUGGCGAAGACAGAUCUCCCCCGAGGCGCCUGUCCAGGUGAGAAGGGAAAAGCUAAAAUCACAGAACCCACUACAUGUGAGCUUGCCCUGUCUGGGAGAGCCUCACUUCUGGAGCAACUAACACAAGGAGCUGAAUCCCCAGAAGACUUCCAGGUGGACCAAACCACGGAUCAGAAUGGGCCAUUGGAAGUGCGAGAGGGACAGUGGGAAUCAGGGAUAGACCUGCAGAAGGAGAAGCUUCCUAGGAAAUCCCGCUCUGAACAUGGCGGCUGGGGGACAGCAGAGGGUAUGCGUGCCCCUGCGCUGCGAGCUCUCCUGGAGCAUGGCUCAUGCAGAUUAGGUCAAGAUCACAUGACUCGGGAAGACGAAAGUAUCUUCAAAUGCAAUGAAUGUGGGAAAGUGUUCAACAAGAAACGCCUCCUGGCUCGACAUGAGAGGAUUCACUCCGGAGUGAAGCCCUAUGAAUGCACAGAGUGUGGGAAAACCUUUAGUAAGAGCACUUACCUCCUUCAACACCACAUGGUCCACACAGGGGAGAAGCCAUAUAAGUGCAUGGAGUGUGGGAAGGCCUUCAACCGCAAGUCACACCUGACACAACACCAGCGGAUUCACAGUGGAGAGAAGCCCUAUAAGUGCGAUGAAUGUGGAAAGGCCUUCACCCACCGCUCGACUUUCGUCCUCCAUAACAGGAGCCACACUGGAGAGAAGCCCUUUGUGUGCAAAGAGUGUGGAAAAGCUUUCCGAGAUAGGCCAGGUUUCAUUCGGCACUACAUCAUCCACAGCGGCGAGAACCCCUAUGAGUGCUUCGAGUGUGGAAAGGUGUUCAAACACAGGUCAUACCUCAUGUGGCACCAGCAGACUCACACUGGGGAGAAGCCCUAUGAGUGCAGUGAGUGUGGGAAAGCCUUCUGUGAAAGCGCGGCCCUCAUCCACCACUACGUCAUCCACACGGGGGAAAAGCCCUUCGAGUGCCUCGAGUGCGGGAAGGCCUUCAACCACAGGUCGUACCUCAAGAGGCACCAGCGGAUCCACACCGGGGAGAAGCCAUAUGUGUGCGGCGAGUGUGGCAAGGCCUUCACCCACUGCUCCACUUUCAUCCUGCACAAGAGGGCCCACACUGGAGAAAAGCCUUUCGAGUGCAAGGAGUGCGGCAAAGCCUUCAGCAAUCGGGCCGACCUCAUCCGGCACUUCAGCAUCCACACUGGAGAGAAGCCCUAUGAGUGCGGUGAGUGUGGGAAGGCCUUCAACCGCAGGUCAGGUCUCACGAGGCACCAGCGGAUUCACAGCGGAGAGAAGCCCUAUGAGUGCAUGGAGUGUGGGAAAACCUUCUGCUGGAGCACUAACCUCAUCCGACACUCCAUCAUCCACACCGGGGAGAAGCCCUAUGAGUGCAGUGAGUGCGGGAAGGCCUUCAGUCGUAGCUCAUCCCUCACCCAGCAUCAAAGGGUUCACACUGGGAGAAACCCAGUCGGUGUCACAGAAGUGGGAAGACCCUUCGCCAGUGGACAAUCCUCAGUCAACCUCCAAGAACUCCUGUUGGGGAAAGACUUUUUGAAUGUAAACACUGUGGAGAAUGUUUUGCCAGAAGAAUCACCGUACUCAGACUCUAAUCAUUCAUACCAAAGAGAAACCCCAGGGUUGUCUUCCCUGUGAAAAACCAGUUGCAAGAUGUCAGUGAUCUUCUCAUGAAUCAUGUUGGAAACUGACCCCGCCUGGAGCCUUAUUCUACGUGUGGGAGUUUAUUCAGGAGAGAGACCCAGUGGUUAUCAGGCACUUAGAAAACUUCCCACUCUAUCUUUCUCCUUAGUUUACGCGGCAGUGUUAUCUCAGGAAUUUCUUCUUUAAAAAGAAGGGAGAGACUUGGAAGAGUAAAGGAACUACCCCCAGUUUCUUCAGACUCCGGCCACGCCUAUGGCACUUGGUCAUGGAUUUCUUAGUCUCGUUGGCAGGAGGAGAGUGUUGUGUGAGAGGUGAAGGACUAGGGUCUGUAUGUGUCUUGUACAUACAUUCACUGUUGUCCAUUGUCUAGAAAGUAGACAGUUGAAGGCAGGUCUGAAAACUUUCAAUGAACAUCCUUGUUCUAAAACAUUGUCUGUAUUCUUGAAGAAGAAGAAAAAAAUCCUUACCCAAGGACAUGUUCCCAUUACUUGUAGAGAGGGGUGGUGGGGGAGAAACCCCCAGCAGUUGCCUGCCAGACACACACCAACCAGGGAUUGAACCUGCAACCUAGGCAUGUGCCCUGACUGGGAAUUGGACCCACUGUCUUUCAGUGUAUGGGGCAGUGCUCAACCAACAGCCACGCCAGCAGGCCACUGUCUCUACUCUUAAGGAGUUUAAUUUUUUUGAGAAAUAUGAAGGCUUGAACCAUAAAUACUUUUUUGUUUGAGGGGAUUCGAGUACACGUAUGGACAGUCACAUUUUAUUGCACCGGGUAACACUGGGUAAGGCUUUGCUUUUUAAAGAACAAAAUGGUUCUUUAAAUGUGAAGACGUGGUUUUUAAGACCCAGUACUUGGACAUUUUUUGGUUCUGUACUGUUGGUUGACUUGAUGGCUAUAGUUAAAUGGUAAAUUUUUUAAAUUGAGUAAAGUGAUUCUUUUAUCCACAUUUUUUUAUUUGAAACUUAUUUAUCACUUCCACUUUAAUUUCUAUAUAAAGUUUUAGAUAUACUUGAUUUUUUUUUUUACCCCCAAAAUAUCAAGUUUUGAUAGAAAUUGAGUUAAAUUGGCAGGUGGAUCAAUUUGUUGAGAACAGGCAUCUUGACUGCGUUGAGUCUUCCAGUUAUUUAACAUGGUGUGUGUCUAUAUUGCAGCAUUGUUUAUCUCUACUGUUUUAUAAAGGUCAAUAGCAGGUCUUGUCCAAUUUUUAUCAGUCUUUGGUAUUAUACAGAUCAUUUUUGGAUGUUAUUCUGGCAUCCUGCAAACUUUCUGAGCUGUAACCAUUUAUGUGUUAGAAUGCUUGGGAUUUUUCUACAAAGAAAAAUAGGGAUAGUUUUUAUUUUUUCUUCUCCUCUGCAUUACCUCUUCUUUGUCCUGUCUUACUGCACUAGCUAGGAUUUCCAAUAUAAUGCUGAGUAGAAGUAGUGAGAAAGGUGUUCUUGUUGGUCCCUCAUAUUAGAGGGGAAACACUCCGUUUUUCAUCAUUACGUCUGAUGUUCGUCGUAGGUUUUCUUCAUAGAGGCUUCUUACCGAGUUCAGAAGGUGUCCCCUGUUCCUCAUUUGCUGAGGUUUUUUGUUAUCUUGAACGGGUGUUGAAUUUUGUCAAAUGCUUUUUCUCUCUUAGUUGAUAUAACCAUGUUUGUUUGCUUUUUUCUGUAGCCUGUUGGUAUGAUAUUUUAAAUACUUUUUCUUUUCUUUUUUUCCCAUCACCAUUUACCCUAUACCCUCUUCCACUUCCACCCACCCCAUCUUUUCCCCCCUCCCCCCACUCCUCACCGCUGUUUUAAAUAUUGAACCAGCUUUCUGUCCUUGGAAUGAGUCCUACUUGGUCAUGGCGUCUAAUUAUUUUUAUGUAUUACAGUAUUCAGUCUGCUAAUAUUUUUACUGAGGAUAAUUUCCUCUAUUUUCAUAAAAGAUAACAAUAUUUAGGUUCUUUUCCUUAUUUCCGUUCUUUGGUUUUGCUUGUUUGGUUUUCUGUACUGUCUGUCAGUGUCUGGUUUGGGUGUGCAGGUGAUUCCGCCUCCCAGCCGGUGCUGAGAGCUGCUCCUUCUUCUGUUGUUUAGAAGACAAUGCAUAGAAUUGAUUUUACUUGUUCUUUUAAUGUUUGGCAGCGUUCUCCAGAGAAUCAUUUAGUCCUGGAGGGUAUUCUUCUGGAUGCUUUUUAAUUAGGUAUUUAUUUUAUUUAAUAUGGAUAGAACUAUUUAGAGUAUAUUGCAUAUUGGAUGAAUUUUCAUUGUCCUUUUCUAGGGAUUCUUCUACUUCGUGUAAAUUUUCUUAUUUGCUUCAAGUAUUCUUUUAUUAUUAUUUUGGCAGUAGAAUUUGUUUAUUACCCUGUUUUAUUCCUGAUAUUGAAAUCUUUCAACUCUUUAUUUUGUCAGUCUUCUUAGUACUUAUCGCUUUUUUUUAUCAUUUCAAAGAACCAGCACUUUAUAUCGGUGUUUGCUUGUUACCUUUCUGUUCCUAAUUUCACAGAUUUCCUGAUGUUUAGUAUAUUCUUUUUUCUACUUACGUUGGUUGUGUUUUCCUCUAGUUUCUUGAGGUGGAUGCUUAGGUUAUUAACUUGAGAUUAUUUUUCUAUUGUAAGCAUUAAAUUCUAUCAUUUUCCCCCAAUGCACUGUUUUAGCUUCAUCUCACAAGUUUUAAUACAUUUUAAUUACAUUUCAUUCAGUUCUAAAUAUUUGUUCAUUCAAGACUUCUUCUCUAAACCAUGGAUUAUUUACAAAGUAUGUUGUUGACUUUGUGGCAUAUUUCAUGCUCUUUUUCUAAAAUACUUUUUUAUUGAUUUUUAGAGAGAGAGAAAGGGAGAGGGAUAGAGAGAUUGAGACAUCAGUGAGAGACAUCACCAAGUAGCUGCUCCUGCCCGCCCCCUGCUAGGGAUCGAGCCCUCAACCCAGGCAUGUUCCCUGAUGGGGAAUCGAACUGGCAACCUCUUGGUUCGUGGGUUGACACUCAACCAGUGAGCCACACCGGCUGGGCUCACACUCUCUUUUUGUUGAUUUCUGGUUCAUUGUGUGUGUGACAUGGCUGUUUAAAUUUGCUGUGGGUUUUUUCUUUUAUCAUCCAUUAUAUAGUCUAUCUUGAUGAAUCUUCUGUACGGCUGCUUGAAGAAAAUGUGUUUUCUACUGUUGGCUGGAGUUUCUUUAAAUGUCUACACAGUCCUGUUGGUUGAUGAUGUUAUUCAGAUUUUCUAGAUCCUUGCUCACUUUCUGUGUAGUAAGUAGUUCAGUAGUUGAAAGGUGGGUAUUGAAGUCCUGCAGUGUAAUUGUGGAAUUGUCUGUUCCUCCUUUAGUUCUAUCCGUUUUUACUCCAUAUAUUUCAAAGCUUUGUUGUUUGAUGCAUACACAUUUAGGAUCGCUAUGUCAUCUUGGUCCAUUGACCCUUUCACCAUUGUGUAAUACCCCUUCUUGCCCUGCACAUUUGCUUUGACGUAUACUUUAAAUGAUAUUAAUAUAGCGUCUGGUGCAUUUUUUGGUUAAUGUUCGCGUGGUUUAUAUUUUUCCGUAAUUUCAUUUUCAACCUUAUCUAUAUGUCAUCACAUUUAAAGUAAGUUUCUGUGAAUAGCAUAUACUAGGGCCAUGCUUUCUUUUUAUCCACUUUACUAAUUUCUGGUUUUAAAUUGAUAUAUUUAGACCAUUUAAAUUUUUUAAAAAAUAUAUUUUUAUUGAUUUUUUUUACAGAGAGGAGGGGAGAGGGAUAGAGAGCUAGAAAC